Peromyscus californicus insignis is the source of this 870-nucleotide messenger RNA. Its product is annotated as retinoic acid early-inducible protein 1-alpha-like. Lineage: Eukaryota; Metazoa; Chordata; Mammalia; Rodentia; Cricetidae. Gene Ontology annotation, biological process: immune response; antigen processing and presentation of endogenous peptide antigen via MHC class I via ER pathway, TAP-independent; antigen processing and presentation of endogenous peptide antigen via MHC class Ib. Bases 1 to 870 code for a protein of 289 amino acids. Gene Ontology annotation, cellular component: external side of plasma membrane. The transcript is spliced from 5 exons. The record is from RefSeq and is a predicted model, not a curated record.
AUGGCAAAGGCUGCAGCCACCGGACGCAAUCUUUCCCUAGUUCUGUUCCUUAUUCUUUCACUGAGCUGCUUGGGAUCCUCACAGCCCAACGAUACACACUCUCUUAGUUGCAACAUCACUGUCAGAGUUCGUCCCACACCUGGACAGCCCUGUUAUGAAGCACAGUGCUCACUGGAUGGAGAGUCUUUCCUUCGGUAUGAUAAUGACAACAAAGCCACACCUUUGGGUGACCUGGGAAAGGCGAUACAUGACACUCAAGUGUGGACAGAUUUGAUCCAAAGGCUGGAAUACUUGGGGCAAGAGCUCAGGAAGAAGCUGGCUGACACCAAACAAGAGACGACUGACCCCAGUGGUCACCCCACUUUACAGGCCAUCGUGCAUUCUAAGUACAAACAAGGACACAUCAUUGGUGCCUCCUGGCGAUUUAAUGUCAGUGGAAAGUACUUCUUCAUCCUGAACACAAUGAAUAUGAGCUUGACACCAAUUAGUCUUGAAGCCAGAGGUAUCAUGAAUGAUGAGCAAUUCAUAAGAGAUCUCAAGGUAAUCUCCACAGCAGACUCCAGUCACUGGCUCAAGGAACUCUUAAAGCACCAGAAGGAAAAGCCAAGACCAACAUCAAGGGCCCCAGGUAUCUAUCUUCCACCUAUCAUAGAUGCCACCCCUCAUCCAUCUACCAGGCAGUUUCCUAAUAACAAAGAAUCCAUCAUCAUAGCAGUAGUCAUCUCCAUCAUCAUCAUCCUUAUUGUUAUUCUCAUUUGCAUGUUUGUGAAGAGGAAAUGUUGUCCCCAAGGAGGAUGCAAGGCCAUGGGAGAUGUCUGGACCAGCUCCUAUAAGGUCUUUCUCAUCCCUCCAACUGUAGUUAAGUUAUGA